This is a messenger RNA of Entelurus aequoreus (snake pipefish), 2083 nucleotides long. RefSeq lists its product as uncharacterized. The coding region runs from base 110 to 1231 and encodes 373 amino acids. Gene Ontology annotation, molecular function: protein binding. The transcript has 5 exons. Lineage: Eukaryota; Metazoa; Chordata; Actinopteri; Syngnathiformes; Syngnathidae. The record is from RefSeq and is a predicted model, not a curated record.
ACACACACACACACACACACACACAAACACACACACACCCGACUGCUCCUGCUUCAUUUGGGGAUUUCACCAGCACUUUUACAUCAGGUCUACAAAUAUUUUGGUCUCCAUGGGUGUGCUACAAAGUCACUUGGUGCUGCUGUUUGUUUUUGCUGUGGCCUCGCCAACCACGCUGUCUGACAAGGACUAUGGCGGCAUCCCCCUGUGGAUCAACCGCUUGCUCGGUGAGCCCAGCGUGCUGAGCCUAGAGGGCCGCUUGGACCAAGCCUGGUACCGCGCCAACAACCCUCAGGCGUGUCCUCGGCAGUGUGACUGCCCCAUUCAGUGGCCCACGGCGCUGUACUGCGACCACAGAAGUCUGGCUGCCGUCCCUGGGUUCCUGCCAGCCACAACUCAGUACCUGUUUCUGCAGGGAAACAACAUCUCAUCCUUGUCUUCGCCACAUCUGGCAAACAUCACUGGGCUUCGCUGGCUCAUCCUGGACCACAACCGUUUGAGAAGUGACCAGCUGGACUGGGGUUUCCUGCAAAACCAGACGCUACUGAAUUACUUCUUCGCCAACCGCAACCAGCUGAGCUCGGUGCCCAGCGGUCUGCCAGACGGUCUCAAGCAGCUCAGACUCGCCCACAACAAAAUCAGCAGCAUCGCGCCCGGUGAGCUGAAGAACUUGCAGAACCUGACGGUGCUGCUUUUGCAAGGAAACCGAUUGAAGACCAUCAAAGAAGGAGCGCUCGAUGGUAGUGGACCACUCAUCAUGUCAUGUCUCCUUGGUCUUCACCUGCUGGACCUCGGCGGAAAUUCCUUCUCAGUAGUCCCCAAACAUUUACCGCCCUUGGUGCAGCAGCUCUAUCUGUCCAAUAACUCCCUCUCUGGGGUCCACAAGGACAGUUUGGUGGGGUUGGUGAACCUCAGGCACCUUGGUCUAAGUCACUGUGGCCUGCAGAGCCCCCACAUCCACCCUGAGGCCUUCAACCUCUCCAGCCUGCUGGAACUGGACUUGUCUUACAAUGAGCUUGUGAGCAUACCCACAGUGCCCACCACCCUGCAGCACUUCUAUCUGGAGGCCAAUGACAUUCGAGAGCUCAACUUGACCAGUUUCUGCAGAGAAGUGGGCCCCCCAAGCUACUCAAGGUUGAAGACCCUGCGACUGGACGGCAACAGGAUGUCCUACCGAGAGCUCCCGUCUGACUGGGUCUACUGUCUGAGAGUGAUUGAAAGUAUUCACAUUUGAACACGCGUUGAUAAUAAAACCCAACAUCAUUGUCAUUCUUCAGCAUUUUUCCUGUGGGUUUCCAACUUCAACAGGGUUUUCCUUGGACACCGAGUGUGACAUGCUGUCUCAUUUCUUCAAGUAGUGGUUUAACUGAGCUGGGAGUAUAUAUGACGGACAUUUAAGAAUGGCAAAACUCAGUAGCACGCCCUGGGGAAACACUGACUCACUUGUACUAACGUCCCCGGUUGUAGAGCAGGGAUUUGAAGGUCGUCUACGAAUGUUGACCAGGGACUUGAAGACCGUUAAACACUUAAAGGCCUACUGAAACCCACUACUACCGACCACGCAGUCUGUUAGUUUAUAUAUCAAUGAUGGAAUCUUAACAUUGCAACACAUGCCAAUACGGCCGGGUUAACUUACAAAAAGCAAUUUAAAAUUUCCCGCUAAACUUCCGGUUGAAAACGUCUAUGUAUGAUGACGUAUGCACGUCACGUCAAUCGUUGAACCAGAAGUAUUGGUACACCAUUGAAUCCAAUACAAAAAGCUCUGUUUUCAUUUCAAAAUUCCACAGUAUUCUGGACAUCUGUGUUGGUGAAUCUUUUGCAAUUUGUUUAAUGAACAAUGAAGACUGCAAAGAAGAAAGUUGUAGGUGGGAUCGGUGUAUUAGCGGCUGGCUGCAGCAACACAACCAGGAGGACUUUGACUUGGAUAGCAGACGCGCUAUCCGAUGCUAGCCGCCGACCGCAUCGAUGAUCGUGUGAAGUCCUUCGUCGCGCCGUCGAUCGCUGGAACGCAGGUGAGCACGGGUGUUGAUGAAUAGAUGAGGGCUGGCUGGCGUAGGUGGAUAGCUAAUGUUUUUAGCAUAGCUCU